AUGGUGAUCACGGUUAGCGCGAUCUCAGGUGUGUUGGACUCCCUCCCGAAGAAGCUCCAGCAGCUAGAGCAGCAGUCGUUCGCCCUCUCUGGCCUCGACCAUCAGUCCAUCGGUCGCCUCAAGGACGAGGUAGAGCUCAUCCGCGGUGCAUUUGAGCAGUACUCGACCCUCGAGAACCCUACGGAGUUCACGAGGCAGUGGGCGCAGAAGGUCAGAGAGGUGGCCUUCGGCAUAGAGGAAUCCAUCGACCGAUACAUCAACGGAGUGGGUGAUGCGGGCAACAACGUCGCCUCCGGUGGUAUCGCUGGUACCCUGUCACGUCUCGCCGGCAACUUGGUUGGCAAGAUUAAGCUGGGCCCUGCUCAUCGCAGGAGCAUCUCUGACGAGCUCAAGCUCCAACAGGAACGCCUACAUGUGCAGUUCCUGGAGAAGCCAACCAUCAUGGGGACCACCACGGCGCAGCCCGAUUUGUAUUCACCGCGGACAACGGCGACCAACACAGAUCUCCAGCUUGCCAGCAGGCCCCCAUUGGUUGGCAUGGAUGAUGCAAGAAAGGACGUGACCGCAAUGGUGCUGGACGGGGACUCUGCAGCGGGUAUUAAGGUGAUCUCCAUCGUCGGCAUGCCCGGCGCAGGGAAGACGACUCUUGCCAAGGAGGUCUACUGUGAGAUCAGAGAACACUUCCAACACCGGGCUUUUGUCUCUGUGGGACGGAGUCCCGAUGCUUUGUGUAAGAUUCUUCAGGGUCUACUAUCCGAUGUUGCAGACGGAAACUACAGGGUACUGUACCAGGACGCGAUCAACAUGGAUGAACUCAAACUGAAAGCUAUCAUCAGAGACAGACUGCAGCAUAAGAGGUAUUUAUUUGUACUUGAUGAUUUAUGGAGUACGGAAGCAUGGCAAGAAGUAUGGUCCUGUUUCCCGAAGAACAACCUUGGGAGCAGAAUAGUGACGACAACAAGAAUUGAGGGUGUUGCAAAGGCUUGCUGUUCCAGUCACAGUGACUGUGUUUUCAGGAUUCCUCUUCUUAAUGAAAGUGAUUCAGAAACACUAUUCUAUGGAAUGACUUUUGGCUCCAAGAACGAUUGCCCUCCAGGUCUGAGAGAUGCUUCCAUGCAUAUUUUGAGAAAAUGCAAUGGCUUGCCCCUAGCCAUUGUUAAUAUUGCCGCAGCCUUGAACAAGACAUCCCCAGCUUCUGCACUGAAGGAUUUUGAAAUGAACUCACAACCCAACAAGUCGACCAUAUUCCCAGAGAAGCGCGAGAUCAGAAGGCAGCGAUUGAUAAGGCGAUGGAUUGCAGAAGGAUUUAUUGAUGAAGAGCAUGGGGUAGACAAGGAAGAAACAGCCAAGAAUUACUUCGAUGAGCUUAUCAACAGGAAUCUGAUCCAGCCAGUGCAAGUAGACUAUGAUGGCAACGCAAGGAGUUGCAGAGUUCACCCAGUAAUGCUCGAUUUCAUUGUGUGCAAGUCCAUGGAAGAGAACUUUGUGACUCUGGUACAUCCUGGUGCUGGUGGACGACGACAAGAUGAUCACACACCCAGUAGCAACAGCGCCAUUCGCUGGCUAUCCGUGCAGUGCAAAGCUAAUAAUGAGGAGGAUCAAGGGCAUGGCACGGCAGCACAGACGAAGGGAUCCGCGGGCCUAUCACAUACCCGGUCACUCAGUGUAUUCGGUGAAGUUGGUGCCAUGCCCCAGCUUAAAAAGAUGGAGAUGCUGCGUGUUCUGGACCUGGAAGACUGUCAGGGUUCACUGGACCCAUCCAUUGACGUGCUCCCCAUGUUGUUUCUGCUGAGAUACUUGAGCCUCAGGGGCACUGAUGUCAGUAGGCUCCCAGCGAAAAUUGGUUCGCUUCGUCACUUAGAAACGAUUGACAUAAGAUCCACAAGGAUACAAGAGUUGCCUCCGAGUAUCGUCGACCUGCACAACCUAGUGCACUUGCUUGCCGGGAUGAUCUCAUUGCCUCGUGGGGUGGGGAAGCUGACGGCGCUUCGGACUCUGUCGUUUGCUGAUAUCAUGAAGAGCACUGCCAGUGCCGUGCAGGAGCUUGCUGAUCUCACAAACCUGAUGGAGCUCGCCAUCUUUUGCUCCCAAGAAUACAAAGUUAAUAACCUGCUCACCGUCCUCCAGAAACUCGCAGGUCACCGACUCCGUUCUCUGAUUGUUGCCAGCAGCAGUGGUUGCUGGAUGGAGUCAUUGCACUCCUUGCCUACUCCUCCACGGUAUUCGCUUCAACGGUUCAAGAUAGACGGACUCAACGACGCCAUCCCAAAGUUGGUUGCGAGCAGCUGUGUUAACCUCGUCGAGAUGGACAUCAACUUCCAGGAACUUAGCGCAGAAGGCCUCAGUGUCCUCGAAAGCAUAGACAGCCUACUGCGGCUCUGUUUACGUAUCGUCUCCGUGGAACAAGAGCAACUUACCUUCCGCGGGUUCCCAGGCCUCAAGGAGCUGUGCUUCCGGUGCAGAAAUUUGCCAUCGUUAAGCUUCAGCGCUGGUUCCUUGCCAAUGCUCCAACAGCUCGAGCUAAACUUCCAGGAGUGCUCUUCGUCUUCGUCACAAGAACCGACUGUGUCUGGGGUCGAGUAUUUGCCAAGCCUGAUGCAGGCUGUCGUCGCCUUCCCUCGCGAGGAUGUAGGCACCAAGGUUGUAGCUGAUGUCAGGAAAGCUGCACUGGUGCACCCUAAACAUCCCCAUGUUGUUGUGAAAACCGGCAAGGAAGUUUCUUCAGUAGGCGAUACUGAAUUCGAAGAGCUCCAUCGAUUAUCAUCCCAUACGUUCGUUGUGCCACAAGGGGAGAAGAAGAGCAACACAGACUCACUUCAUGAGAACCUGCUGAGAAUGCAAAUUAUGUCCAUUAUUUCUUGGUUUUCAAAUGCACAAAAGAGCAAUGCAGGCCAAAGCGGUCUCCUUUUUGGCCUUCUUUGUGUGCUCCUUGUUCUUGAGUAUCUUCGGGUGCUAAGACCAGAGUCGAACCGGUUCAAAGGUAUAGGUAUCUACGUGGACACCGGUGUUUCUGUGAUCAUAGCAUAUGUAUUGCUGAUUCUGAUCAACUUCCAGUAUUACAUCCUUGUUCCCUUCCCUAUUUGUUUGCUUGGCUUCAUCGCUUAUCUUUGGAAAAAGAUCCUGGUGAAGGGCAAAUUGCAGCAACAAUGCAAAAGAUCAGAGGAUACAAAGAAUUCUGAAGAGCUCGAAGCAGCACAAGGGUGUCUGAGUAUAACAAAGGAUGACUUGGAACAAGAUAGAAAGAAAAUUGAGGACCUUUUGAGUACAGCAUUAGUACCGUAUUUUGUACUAUUAAUCAGUGCACUAUAUGGGGACGGUAGCCCUGUUCUGUCUCACUUUCUGCUCUUCUCAUGUUGCGCGCUAGGGAUGCUAGCACUGAUGUAUUCCAGAUUGGCCGAUGAUGUCAGUCCUGGCUUAACACGCCCUCUGAGAUGGAUCCAAAUGGUAUACAUGGUGAUGAUGUUCAUAACAGUACACACGAUGGCAGGAGAAUGGCUGGGAGAGGUCGUGGCAUUGGUCUGCAUCCCUGAGCUGAUUGCAGGGCUUGUCUGGUUUUCUACUUUUCUCCACGGUGGAAGUUCUUAUAGAGCAGCAGCAGGCAAAGUUGCCACAGAUAACGAUGGCUUCUUGUUCAUUCCCCUGGGAGCUGGUUUGGCAAGCUUAACUUCCACUUAUGGAUAUGAAGGGGAUUUCCUGGGAUCCUGGUACACGGAGGCAAUGGUUUCCUGCGCCGUUGCAGGGUGUAUGCUAUAUCUCAGCCUGUGGAUGAUAUCGAGGUGGCCAGGGAGCAUACCUGGCUCAGACAAGGCGACUCAACUGCUCAAGUUUCCUGCAAAUAUUUGCUUGACUGGAGCAUGCCUGAUGCUGUUUGCUUUGUUUGCUCAGAAGACACUGGCUCAUGGUUUAUUUGGUUUGGAUGACCAUAUUAAUCCUGGUUUGCUCAAAUAUCUUCCUGGUAUUUACUUCAGUACAGCAGUAGCAUGGCUGGUAGCCUUUUAUGUGAAGCGUCGUGCUGCACGUUGA
This is a messenger RNA of Miscanthus lutarioriparius, 4023 nucleotides long. The record is from the annotation of a GenBank genome assembly. NCBI's taxonomy places the organism in Eukaryota, Viridiplantae, Streptophyta, Magnoliopsida, Poales, Poaceae.